This is a messenger RNA of Aphidius gifuensis, 517 nucleotides long. RefSeq lists its product as uncharacterized. Lineage: Eukaryota; Metazoa; Arthropoda; Insecta; Hymenoptera; Braconidae. The transcript is spliced from 5 exons. The record is from RefSeq and is a predicted model, not a curated record. The coding region runs from base 17 to 517 and encodes 166 amino acids.
UGAUCGAGACAUUUAUAUGCCCCCCAUCACCGAAAAGUUAAAAGAUUUGUCAAAAAAAAAUAUAGACCUACCUGACAUUGAUCAUAAACUUUUUGAAAAAAUGAGCGUUGAUCUAACAAUCAAUUUUAAAGACUUAUAUAAUAUUUUAAAAGAUGACAAAUUUUCAUUGAAUAGAAAUUGCCAUAUUAAACAGGAACUUGAUGACACAGUUAAUUCAGAGCUGGAAUUGUUAGCAAUAAGUGCAUUAGUGCCUCAAAGAAAAUUGUCUCAUUUAACAAUAUCAAAAAUAAUAUUAAUUAUUCAAGAGGUAAUUGAAAAAUAUGGAGAACAAGAUUUUCCUGGAUAUAUAAAACCUGGUUCUAUAAAAGGUUUAUUAAGAAUAACCGGAUAUUCUAUUAAUAUAAAUACUGUGAAUGUUAUAUAUAGACUCUUUAAAAACGCUGAUGGAUUAAUUCAUUUUAAUGACUUUUUCUUGAUUGUAUUGGCUAUCAAAAAUAAUAUUGAAACAUGGAAAUGA